CGGCAAGUUCCGCCACGGCUCGGUUUCGUCGGUAACGGUCGCUGUGUGUUUGAAAUUCUCGGAAGCUGCUCGGGCCUGAAACUGAAGUAAAGCGGAGGGGAGAGUCACGGCAAAGGGCUACGAGUGUGCGAGAGCGGGAGUGCGAGCGAGCGAGAGGGAAGGCGCUUGAUUCUCGGGAUGACUGUGCUGCAGGAACCCGUCCAGGCUGCUGUGUGGCAUGCACUUAACCACUAUGCUUACCGGGAUGCUGUUUUUCUGGCAGAGCGACUCUAUGCUGAAGUGCACUCAGAAGAAGCUCUUUUCCUGUUGGCAACUUGUUACUAUCGUUCUGGAAAGGCGUACAAAGCGUACCGUUUGCUGAAAGGCCAUAGUUGCACCACACCACAGUGUAAAUACCUCUUAGCAAAGUGCUGUGUGGACCUGAACAGGCUUGCAGAAGGAGAGCAGAUUUUAACCGGAGGAGUUUUGAAUAAACAGAAGAGUCAAGAUGAUAUUGUGACAGAGUUUGGAGAAACUGCGUGCUUUACUCUUUCUCUGCUGGGGCAAAUUUACUGUAAAACUGAUCGGUUAGCUAAAGGAUCCGAAUGUUACCUAAAGGGCCUGAAUUUAAAUCCUUUCCUGUGGUCUCCGUUUGAGUCCCUGUGUGAAAUCGGUGAGAAGCCUGACCCAGAUCAAAUAUUUAAACUGACGUCUCUGCAGAAUUUUAGUAGCUGCCAGCCAAACGUCUGUCCGUCUUACUCCUCCCUCAGCACUUCUCACAGACAGACGGAUGCAGUUUUGAUGGAAACGCCACAAGACACUUUAGAAUUAAAUAGACUGAAUUUAGAAUCUUCAAAUUCAAAGUAUUCAGCUUUAAACACGGAUUCCUCAUUGUCAUAUAUCGACUCCUCGGUAAUCUCUCCUGACUCUGUGCCACUUGGGACUGGAAGUGCUUUAAUGUCCAAACUGGCACAGAACAAGCCAAAAAGUGGGCGCAGUUUAUUGGGAGGGCCUGCUUCUAUGAGUCCUUUAACUCCAAGUUUUGGGAUUUUACCACUAGAACCAAGUCCGGGAGAUGGGUCAUACCUUCAAAACUUCACCAAUACAUCUUCUGUAAUGGACCCACCAUCUUCCGGAGCCCCUCCCAAGAAGUCCUUAUCCAGAAUUAGCCAAGCUGGUACCAAAUCAGUGUUCACGCAGAGUGGGAACAGUCGGGACAUUACUCCGAUUCCUUUAACGCAAACGCAGAGCAUGGCUCCACAAACCAGUGCAUCACCACAAGUGCUGAGUCCAACAAUUGCUGCUCCACCAAAUGCACCGCCAAGGAGGAGUACGAGGCUCUUUACUAGUGCCAGUUCUACUGCAAAGGAAAACAGUAAGAAAUUAAAAAUGAAGUUUCCAACGAAAAUUCCAAAUAGAAAGACGAAGACAAAAAUGAGCAAAGGGGGGAUCACUCCGUCAAACAUAAAUGACAGCAUUGAGAUCCUGAAGCUCGACUCCGUUUCUGAAGGGAAGGGCAAUUUUGUCACCCCACAAGUUCAAGCCUUCAAUAUGCAGAAGGCGGCAGCAGAUGGCCUAAUGAACCUUCUGCGUGACAUGGGGAAAGGUUAUUUAGCACUUUGUUCCUAUAACUGUAAAGAGGCGAUAAACAUCCUGAGCCAGUUGCCUUCACACCAUUACAAUACGGGCUGGGUGUUGUGCCAGAUUGGGAGAGCACACUUUGAGCUUGCUGAGUACAUGCAGGCUGAGCGGUUAUUCUCAGAAGUGCGGCGCAUAGAAAGUUAUCGUGUUGAAGGCAUGGAGAUUUAUUCCACGAGUCUCUGGCACCUACAGAAGGAAGUUGCCUUGUCUGCCCUUUCAAAAGAUCUUACCGACAUGGAUAAAAACUCCCCAGAGGCCUGGUGUGUUGCUGGGAAUUGCUUUAGUUUGCAGCGAGAACACGACAUCGCAAUAAAGUUCUUCCAGAGAGCGAUUCAAGUGGACCCCGGCUUUGCAUAUGCAUAUACGUUGCUUGGCCACGAAUUCGUUCUCACAGAGGAGCUGGAGAAGGCCUUAGCGUGUUUCAGGAAUGCUAUUCGCGUUAAUCCACGGCACUAUAAUGCUUGGUAUGGCCUGGGGAUGAUUUAUUAUAAGCAAGAAAAGUUUACUCUGGCAGAAAUUUAUUUCAAAAAAGCACUUGGCAUCAACCCUCAAAGUUCAGUUCUGCUGUGUCAUGUUGGUGUGGUACAACAUGCCCUUAAGAAGUCUGAACAUGCUUUAGAAACUCUAAACAAAGCCAUUAAUAUUGACCCCAAGAACCCACUAUGCAAAUUCCACAGGGCUUCUAUCCUGUUUGCAAAUGAGAAAUACAAGGCUGCUUUACAAGAACUUGAAGAGCUGAAGCAGAUUGUUCCAAAAGAGUCACUUGUUUACUUUUUAAUAGGAAAGGUUUAUAAGAAGCUGGGUCAGACGCACUUGGCCUUAAUGAAUUUCUCCUGGGCCAUGGACCUCGAUCCCAAGGGGGCCAACAAUCAAAUCAAAGAGGCCAUCGAUAAACGCUAUCUUCCGGAUGACGAGGAGCCAGUACCUCAAGAAGACUCCUACCCAUUUGACUCAGUCGAUGCAGAGGAGUCUCAGGAGAGCAGCAUGACAGACGCCGAUGACACUCAGCUUCACGCAGCAGAGAGCGAUGAGGUGUAUUAGCCCGGCGCCAUGCUGCGCUCCCAUCAGCCCUGCGUUUCCAGGGCCCCGUUUACUGCUGCUGACACAAUACCUCCAAUGCCUCCAUUUACCCCCACACUAUUCUCGAUGAGCUUCUUGCCGCCGUGUACUGCUUGUUCCAGUCUUGCACUUUUUUGCCAAACCACGUAGUUCCAUUUCAUGGGAAUAGCGGAGGACGCCCCCUGGGACGGGUGUCGAUGCUGGGCCGUAGUGUGUGGCCAACGGUGAAAACUUUGGACCGAAAUGAAAGCCACAGUUGGCACCUUCCGAAAGUUUCAAUUUCUUUGCUGCCUGUGAGUGAAGAUCUUGACAAACUUCCUUGCAUCUUCUGGAUUCGUGGUGUGUACCUUUUUUUUUUUUUAAAUCAUUGUCCCCCCCCCCCCCACCCUUCCCUUUUUUUAUUUUUGACCAGGAGAGACAGAAACUAUUAAGUCUUACACGAGUCGAUUUUAUUUGAACGGAAAUUAUGCUUGUUGUGUUUAUGAGGGGCUGUUGUUUCAGGAAAGUGCACGAGUAUCAUGCUGUGUGCUGGACGGUGAAAACUUGGGGAUCCCAAACCCAACACCGGACUUUUAAUGCAGUCGAAACGUUUUUUGUUGUUUUUUUUUUUAAAUGUGUAUAUAUAUGUAUAUCACAAAAAAAAGUUUGAAAAGGCUUCCUUUAUUUUUGUUCAGACAAAUCUAAUGAAAAGUUUCAAAUGUGUGAUAAUGGAUUCAAGAUUUUACGUUUACAUCUUCUAGUGGCACCUGCAAGAAAAAAAUAAAAUAAAAUAGUGGUUGAUAACACGAUCUUUUAAAUUCUGGAUCUCAGUUUUUUAGUCAGAUUAAUCACUAAGGUUCUCUCUUUCCUGUUAUCGAGCCUUUAGAAAUUUAGAGAAACCUUUUUUUUAAAAAAAAUAAAUAAAAUCACUGAAAAUGUCUGCUUAUUUUUUAUUUUUUUAUCCCUGCUGAAUACGUCCAUACAUGAAGACUUUUGUCGCAGGAUAAGCAGAUCGUCCAACGUGACGAAAGUUUACGUCGAGGUUAGCGUCGCACAGAGAGCUCACACGGGAGAGCCGUGGGGUGACGUCUGCGAAACGUAAUACGUAACGGAUGUGUAGGUGCAGUUUUUUUAUCUUUAAUAUAUUAGACUCACAAUUAAUGGGAAACGGUCACAAUCUUCUACCUUCUUAAUAUCGAACAGUAUUCCUUGCGUUGAGAAAAUCGUAGUGUAAAACGAUGCGUCCAUUUUUGUAUAAAUCAGUAGAAACGUGUGGACUGGCACUGAGGGAAGAACAGAAAAUCCCAAGAAUCAACACGGCGGGUAGGUGGGGGGUCCAGCUAAUGGAUGGCUUACCCAUCAUUACCACCGCAUUGAGUUUUGGGAUUGAGUUCUCCGCCACCGCGCCCCCCCCCCAUGCUCUCAACUAGACCACUGACGUCACUGAUCCGCACAUUUCUAGCGAUGUGUUUUAUGAAAUUGGCUGUAAUGGUUCAACACUGCGAUUUUCCCCCUGAAACAUUAAAGAGAGAAUCGUGACUGCCCUCCCUGAAUAUUCACUCACCGACUAAUCUUAAAUUUCUGAGAUUCACUAGUUUGGGAGGGAAGUGCGUUCUGAUUUACUUCCACGUGUUUGUCGACUAGUAAAGUAUCAACCUUUUUUAUUUUAUUGUAUUUAUUU
Molecule: messenger RNA, 4339 nt
Organism: Erpetoichthys calabaricus (reedfish)
Lineage: Eukaryota; Metazoa; Chordata; Cladistia; Polypteriformes; Polypteridae
Gene: cdc27
Product: cell division cycle 27
Exons: 19
Coding region: 178-2661 (827 amino acids)
Biological process (GO): cell division
Molecular function (GO): protein binding
Source: RefSeq, a predicted model, not a curated record